Messenger RNA from Puccinia triticina, 882 nucleotides. RefSeq lists its product as uncharacterized. Gene Ontology annotation, biological process: actin cortical patch localization; actin filament bundle assembly. Bases 1 to 882 code for a protein of 293 amino acids. The record is from RefSeq and is a predicted model, not a curated record. Gene Ontology annotation, molecular function: phosphatidylinositol binding; actin filament binding. The transcript is spliced from 9 exons. Lineage: Eukaryota; Fungi; Basidiomycota; Pucciniomycetes; Pucciniales; Pucciniaceae. Gene Ontology annotation, cellular component: actin cortical patch.
AUGUCGUUAAUGGAAAGAUUCCAAUCGGCGGCCAAGAAAGUUGGUACUCAGGCCACAGCUUUUAGUCGCGAUGUUGCCACGAUGGCUAGCGAUGGUGGUCGCCAAUUGGUGACCGAGUUCAAACUUGAAUCUGAGUGUGAACGCUCCGCAAAGAUUCUCUCAUCGUUCCUCGCCGAUCCUUUGCAUCCUGAAUCGGCCUUGAAUGCCAUACCCAAGGCCGUCCUACAAAAUGCACAUGGUCUGGCGAUCUUUACGAUUCUCAAGGUCGGAUUUGUCUGGUCAGGCAAAGCAGGAUCCGGAAUUGUGAUUGCCCGUUUGGAAGACGGUUCUUGGUCGGCACCCAGUUGCAUUGCCACCGGUGGUGUAGGAUUUGGUUUACAGGUAGGGGCUGACUUUAGUGAAUUUGUGAUUGUGUUAAACUCGGAAGAAGCUGUUCGCGCUUUUGCAACCACAGGAAAUAUGACCAUAGGAGGCAACCUAAGUGCUGCUGUGGGGCCAAUUGGCACGGGCGGUGCUGUUAAUGCUAGCCUACUGCAUCCUGCGCCUCUCUUUACAUACAGCAAAAAUAAAGGCCUAUUUGCAGGUCUGUCACUAGAGGGCACAGCUCUUAUAGAGCGAAAAGACACCAACGAAGCCUUCUACGGCCAACGGAUCCCUUCGCUCGAGAUUCUGCGAGGGCGAGUCCCACCACCCGAAGCAGCUUCAGCCCUUUACGACGUGAUUGAAAGUGCUGAGCAACUUGAUGAAUCAAGCUUACCGCAAGAAUCGUAUGUGCCAACAGAUGGAGCUACUCUUAACCACACACCACAAUCAGCAUCUAAGGAAGCUGGCCCAACGUCAACCGGCAACACAAACCUCUUUGAUGCAGGUGAUGCCCAUUGA